UUUAUAAAAGCUGGUGCCACAGCUCACUCUGCUUUAUCCCGAGGUUCUUAGAGGUAAAAUGUAUCGUCUUCACUCACAGGCAUUCACCGGAGUUUCAGUCACUUCUACAUUCAGGCAUUUCUUCCCCAUCCCGAUAGAGGAUUCUAAACUUAUUCCUGAGAGACGUUUUAGUAAAAAGUGCUCAUCUAUCGGCUGACUUUUACUCCAAUUCGCCGAGAGAACCGAGAGGCACGGCCCGGCCUACAGCCAUCCGGACAUAAGAAAAGGACAAAGUGGUGCGGCUCCGCAGGCAUGCCGAAACCUAAGAAGAGGAGUAACCGGGCCGCCGGUGGCCAGCACAAGAAUGUUCAAGCUUUUAGCGAUGAUGAUUCCUCCAUAGAAACCAUGAGCCACUGCAGUAGCUUCAGUGAUGUUGCCAGCUUUGCUGAAGAUGGUACAGAGGUGGAUGAGUAUGCUGCUCAAGAAGACUUUGAAUACAAACUAAGAGGAUUAAUUGACCUAACAAUGGAUAAAAGUGCAAAGACAAGGCAAGCUGCCCUGGAAGGUCUGAAGACUGGGCUGUCUUCCAAGUUACUUUAUGAUUUUAUUAUGGAAAGAAGAAUGACCCUAACAGAUAGCAUUGAACGCUGCCUGAAAAAAGGAAAAAGUGAAGAGCAGCAGGUAGCAGCAGCCCUUGCUUGCCUCCUUUGUUGUCAGCUUGGGUCCGGAAUUGAAAGUGAGGAAGUGUUCCGAACCAUUGCUCCAGUUCUUAAAAGUAUUGUUUGUGAUAGGAGUGCAAGCACACAAGCACGGCAAGCUUGUGCUACAUAUCUUGGACUCUGUUGCUUCGUUGCUACAGAUGAUAUUGAGGAUUUAUAUACAACAAUGGAGUGCAUGGAGAAUCUGUUCACAAAGCAAUAUCAUUCAGAGAGUGGAGCCGAUAACUGUUCAGCACUUCACAUCCAGGCUCUCCAGUCAUGGGCCCUUUUGCUGACCAUCUGCCAUAAUAGUGAAGUUAAGAAGAAACUUGACAUACAUCUCCCUAAGCUUCCACGAUUGCUCUCUUGUGGUGAUGUGAAUAUGAGAAUUGCUGCUGGGGAGACUCUGGCCCUCUUGUUUGAGUUGGCUCGUGAAGCAGAUGCAGAUUUUUACUUUGAAGAUCUGGAACCCUUAACACAAACAUUAAAAUCUUUGGCUACCGACUGCAAUAAACACAGAGCAAAGAUAGACAGAAGAAAGCAGAGAUCCGUAUUUCGAGAUGUCCUGAAAGCUAUAGAGGAAGGGGACUUUCAGCCAGAAACGAUCAGAUUUGGAAGGGAACGCAUGCAUAUAGACAGCUGGGUUAAGCGGCUUACAUAUGGUACCUUUAAGGAACUCUUUGGAUCUGGGAUGCAGUAUCACCUUCUGACAAAUGUGUUUCUGAGAAGUAUAUUUGAACUUGGCCCACCAAUGCUGCUGGAUACUGCCACUAUAAAAGCAAUGAAAGUGUCCCGUGAGGAAAGGCACUUGAACAACUCUGCUGCAUUCAAAGCACGAACAAAGGCAAGAAGCAAACUGCGUGACAAGAGAGUUGAUGUUGGAGAGUUCCUCUAAAUUAGUCAGUGGAGUCCCCAACUGCUGCAGAAUUCUGAUUACUUGGAAGUUUAUUGGGUGACAAUAAAAUGUAUAUAAUGUUUUGGGUGCUUUCAGUUGCUCAUUAGUAGAAAAUGUAUAGUUGUGUAGGUUAUGUUUAUAUGGUAUCACAAGCAUAAUCAUUUUUAAUAUAUAACCUUUGAGUUGUGUAGUGACUUAUACUAUUAAGUUUCAUGCAAGCAAAUAUACUAGCACUACUAGUCUAACACAAGCAUUACUUAAGAUGCAGAAUUAGUGUGUUUUUUCUCUUCUAUGUAAUAAAAUUUGAUGUACGAAAAUGUUGACAUAUUUCUUGUUCUGUUGAUGUUCAUUGUCCGUCAAUGUGCCUGUGUACUCUUCAUUUUUCUCCUGUCAGUAGUGUUUAGUCACCACUUAAAUUAUGUAGAACAAUUUUAUUUUAUGCUUGAUUAUUAAAUUCUAAUAAAAUACUGCCCUGCCAGUAUUGUAUUCUAUUUGUAGAUGGCUUGAUGCAUGCUUAUUUAUAGAUUUUCUCUACAGGCUUUUUAGUCUUUAUAUUUACUAAUUGAAAAGUGUUUUAAAUGAAUGUUCUAACAUUUGAACUCGUGGGUAUUUGUGGUUUGUACAUUAAGUAAUGGGUUGGAAGCUAUUAUGUUUUUGUAUAUUUCACAAUGUACUGUUUAAUUCAAUGUUUUAACUAUACCUUUGUGUGAAAUGGCUGUUCCCGGACUAUCUUUUAUUUUGCACCUUUAACGUCUCGAGAAAUGCACAGAAUUUUGCAAAUCUACUUUACCUUACAGAAGUAUGCUUUUUUUUGCCUUUAAUGAAUGUUACUUACAAA
This is a messenger RNA of Xenopus tropicalis (tropical clawed frog), 2410 nucleotides long. It is a transcript of the gene ifrd1, whose product is annotated as interferon related developmental regulator 1. The transcript is spliced from 12 exons. Bases 292 to 1572 code for a protein of 426 amino acids. The record is from RefSeq and is a predicted model, not a curated record. Gene Ontology annotation, biological process: cell differentiation; animal gross anatomical part developmental process. NCBI's taxonomy places the organism in Eukaryota, Metazoa, Chordata, Amphibia, Anura, Pipidae.